Messenger RNA from Talaromyces stipitatus ATCC 10500, 3098 nucleotides. Its product is annotated as C6 transcription factor, putative. Gene Ontology annotation, molecular function: zinc ion binding; DNA-binding transcription factor activity, RNA polymerase II-specific; DNA binding. Gene Ontology annotation, biological process: regulation of DNA-templated transcription; DNA-templated transcription. NCBI's taxonomy places the organism in Eukaryota, Fungi, Ascomycota, Eurotiomycetes, Eurotiales, Trichocomaceae. The record is from RefSeq and is a predicted model, not a curated record. The transcript has 2 exons. Bases 1 to 3057 code for a protein of 1018 amino acids. Gene Ontology annotation, cellular component: nucleus.
AUGCGCGCCAAGCCGCCUAAUAACGUCCACCACAUAUACCAGUUUUCCUUUUCUACCCAGCAGGAUCGAUCGCGCGAGCUUGAACUCGAGAUUUCACCGACGCUCAUUUCUCCAGCAUUUGUGCACUACACCUUUUCGUAUGCGGCGGGACCUACGGGUGUCGGCCCGAUGGCGACUGAAGGACAGGCUAAUGGCAUACAAAACCCGGUGACGUACAGAGCCAAUAACGACGAAAAUAUGAGCGAGACGAGUACCCCCGAUCACGAUCAGGAAGAUAGAAAUGGAUAUGGACAGAAUGAGGAAGGCGUCCCCAACAAAAGCCAAAACGGCGAUACCGGGACAGGUACCGCUCGAGGAGAGUCGGAAAAACCAGCAUGGUCAGAAAUGAAGACAAAGGCCGGAAAGGAAAGGAAACGUCUCCCACUUGCAUGUAUCGCUUGUCGGAGGAAGAAGAUUCGAUGUUCGGGCGAGAAACCGGCUUGCAAGCAUUGCCAAAAGUCUCGCAUUCCGUGCGUGUACAAGGUCACGACGCGGAAAGCUGCGCCUCGGACGGAUUACAUGGCUAUGCUGGACAAGCGACUCAAGCGCAUGGAAGAACGAGUAAUCAAGAUCAUACCGGCUGGCGAAACAAGAGAUAUGCGUACAAUAGGACGGAGUCAGGUCAAACCACCGCCCCAAGGGCAGACCCCGAACCAACCAAAGGCAGCUCAACAGAAGAAGCGUUCGGCAGAUGAAGCUUUCGCAUCGAAAUUGGAUUCUUGGGUAAACCCUAAACAAGAUUUGUCGGCCGAAGAUUUAGUGCCAAUGAGUCGGGAGACGAAGUCCCACGAAGGGACUGACUUAUUAACUGAAGGCGCUGAAUAUCUUCCUUCAAUGGAAAUACAAGAACACUUAUCUGAAGUGUUCUUUGACUGUGUCUACGGUCAAUCGUAUCUCCUGCUACAUCGAUCAAGCUUCAUGCGACGACUGCGAGCUGGAACGGUGCCGCCCGUUUUGAUCUUGGCUGUUUGCGCUGUGUCUGCUCGAUUUUCAUCACAUCCGCAAAUUAACACAGAGCCAGCCUUUCUUAGAGGCGAGAAUUGGGCUAGACCGGCAGCGAGAAUAGCUUUGGAUCGCCAUGACGAGCCAAAUAUCACCAUUUUAACCGUCUUCCUACUUCUGGGACUGCAUGAAUUCGGCACUUGCCACGGCGGACGGAGUUGGUCUUUUGGAGGGCAAGCAUUGAGGAUGGCGUAUGCUUUGCAAUUACACCAUGAAGUGGAUCAUGAUUCACUCGGUCAAAAGGGGAAAUUGUCAGACCUAAGUUUCACAGACAGAGAGAUCCGGAGGCGCACGAUGUGGGCAUCCUUCUUGAUGGACAGAUACAAUUCUUCCGGAAGUCAGCGUCCGCCUAUCGGGAAUGAAAAAUUUAUACAGAUUCAGCUCCCAGUGAAGGAAUCACACUUUUUGAUGGAAAUUCCUGGCCCGACUGAGGAUUUAAAUGGCGAUGUACCCAACCCAAUACCAAAAGGUCAAGGCCAAGUGUCUGAUCCAAAGGCGAAUAUGGGUGUUUCUGCGUACAUAAUUCGUGCGAUUGUUAUAUGGGGCCACAUAGUUGAUUACCUCAAUCUUGGCGGGAAGAAGAAGGAGCCCGUUCCUUUAUGGGAUCCAGCCUCGGGAUAUACGAGGCUCAAGCAAGAGAUUGAUAAUUUUGCUCUAUCUCUGCCGAGCUCACUUGUUUUCAACUCGGAUAACCUGCAAGUUCAUGCAGCGGAGAAAAUUGCCAAUCAAUUCAUCUUUCUGCACAUUAUCAUUCACCAAAAUAUAUUGUUUCUCAACCAAUUUGCCAUCCCUUUGGCACCCGGAGGUCGACCACCUAAGGGUAUGCCAAAGUCCUUCUUGAGUGAUGCGGGCCGAGCCGCGGUAGAAGCAGCGCACCAUAUCUCAAUGCUGAUUGAUCAGGCGAGCGGCUACUCUUUGACGGUGCCUUUUGCAGGCUACUGUGCCUAUUCGGCCAGCACAGUACACAUAUGGGGCAUCUUCUCCAAGAAUGCUCAGCUGGAAGCGCGAUCCAAGGAGAAUUUGAGACAUACCUAUCGCUAUCUCAAUAAAAUGAAAAGAUACUGGGGCAUGUUCCACUACAUGGUAGAAAGUGCCAAAGACCGGUAUCGCCAAUUCGCUGACGCGGCAAUUCGAGGACUACCUGCGCAACCGAAUUCAACGGAUGAGGCGCCUUCGAUGUUUCAAUACGGCGACUGGUUUGAUAAAUAUCCACAUGGUGUUUCUAGUUCUCACUGGGAUGGUCCAGAGACCAAUAGGAGGAGAGAGAUUGGUGCCGAUGCCGUGAUGGGCCAGCGACCUGACCUGCAAAGUGUGGAAGACUUUUUUGCCAGCCUGUCUCCUAAUCAGUCGAACAUCGGGCCACGAAAGCAUCAGAAGCUAGCUAGGAGGAACUCGAGACAAGCUUCAUCGAUUCAGACAACACCAUUAUCGCAACCAUCUGCAGACGUUGAUCAGCAAUCCACGACCUCGAGGUAUAAACAACAACAAGAGCCCCAGCUACUUGGCAAGACGCCGGUAGGAAGUACACCGACGACUGUAAUAGAUCCUGAAACCCCAUAUCCCAACUUCAACGGCCAGGAUAUCUUCGCAGCUCCGCCUCAGAGUUUCAAUAUGCCAACUUUUGACUACAGUAUGAUGCCAGAUUUUCUCCCUCAACUCGACCGUCAUUUCGUCCACGGUGCAUAUACAGGCACGGACCUAUCAAGUCUUGCAGCAGACCAUCUCAAUUUCAUGUCAACUCCAACCGACAACACCAGCAAUCCGAGUAAUGCCAAUUCCAAUGCCAAUAAUAGUGUAUCAGCAACAAUAUGGACAGAUCCCUUUACGCCGUCUGGAACAGGCGAAUUUCAUCAACCGAGUGCAUGGUUUUUGCCGUUUAAUCUUGAUCCUUUUUCGACGGGUAUGCUUGGUGAUAGUACUGGCGGCAAUACAGCAGAAGUAGAUACUUCUGGUGUUGGUUGUGGUGGUGCGGGGAAUAUGAAUGGUGGUAAUGAUUUAUCGUAUCGUUUGAUGUAGCGAUGUAUAUAUAUAUAUCCACACGUUUAUAAUCGUACAGA